UUCGCCCCCUCCCUCCCCUUGCCCCUUCCUCUUCCCGAGCGAGGAGCGAAUUCCAUCAGACACACCCCCGUUCCCCCCCUGUCCCCUCCAAACCCUCGCCGCCGAUGGCCGGCGGCUCCUCCUCCCCCUCGCCGGCCUCCGCGCUCAUCCAGGUCCGCUGCGCGGGCUGCCGCGGCGUCCUCGCCGUCGCCCCCGGCAUGACGGAGUUCAUCUGCCCCAAGUGCCAGAUGGCGCAGCGGCUGCCCCCGCAGCUCAUGCCCAAUCCCUCCUCCUCCACGCCUUCCCCGCCCAAAUCCUCCGCCGCCCCCGCCCCCGCCCUCCCCGCUCCGCCGCAGCCCCGGAAGCGGGCGUCGCAGGCGGCACAGACGUCGCAGGCGCAUGGGGUGGACCCCACGAAGAUCCAGCUCCCCUGCGUGCGCUGCCAGGCCGUCCUCAACGUGCCCCACGGCCUAACCAACUUCCGCUGCCCGCAGUGCGGGGUCGACCUCGCCGUGGACCUCUCCAAGCUCCAGAACUUCCUCACCGCCGCCAGCAACGGCGCGCCCCCAGCGUCAGUCCCCGUGCCCCCGACGUUCCUCCCGGUGUUGCCGCCAGGCAUGCCGCAGCCGCCACAGCUGGUUGCUGUCACGACAACAGUCCCUAUUGGGCUGCCCACCACAGAGCCGCCCGAGGAGAUCAAUGAGGUUGCAAUUGAUGUUGAGCGCGAUGAAGAUGAAGGUGGUACCGUCGGCGAAACUUUCACUGACUAUAGGCCUCCCAAACUAUCUCUUGGUCUGCCUCAUCCGGAUCCGGUAGUAGAGACUUCUUCGCUGUCAGCUGUACAACCUCCUGAACCGACUUAUGAGUUGAACAUCAUGGAUGAGUUGGAUCAAACUAAGACAUUAUCUUGCUUACAAAUCGAGACAAUAGUUUAUGCUUGUCAGCGGCACCUUCAUCAUCUCCCUACUGGUGAUAGAGCAGGUUUUUUUGUUGGUGAUGGUGCUGGUGUUGGUAAGGGCCGGACAAUUGCUGGAUUAAUCUGGGAAAAUUGGCAACAGGGAAGGCAUAAGGCAGUGUGGGUAUCGGUUGGUUCUGACUUGAAGUAUGAUGCUCGAAGAGAUUUAGAUGAUGUUGGUGCAAAAUGCGUGCAAGUGCAUCCUUUAAAUAAGCUACCAUAUUCUAAGCUAGACUCGAAGGCCAUUGGGAUAAAGAAUGGCGUAAUUUUUGUAACUUACAGCAGCUUGAUAGCAUCAUCCGAGAGAGGCCGUUCUCGUUUGCAGCAACUAGUCCAAUGGUGUGGACAUGAGUUUGAUGGUCUCAUAGUGUUCGAUGAGUGCCACAAGGCCAAAAAUCUGAUUCCUGAUGCAGGGAGCCAGCCCACCCGCACUGGUAAAGCAGUUCUUGAGAUCCAGGAAAAGUUACCUGAGGCCCGUGUUGUUUACUGCUCAGCAACUGGUGCAUCAGAACCACGGAAUUUGGGCUAUAUGGUUCGACUCGGACUCUGGGGGGACGGAACAUCAUUUCAGGAUUUUCCGCAAUUUUUAGGUGCUCUUGAGAAAGGUGGUGUGGGUGCCCUUGAACUUGUUGCCAUGGACAUGAAAGCUAGGGGUAUGUAUGUCUGUCGUACACUAAGUUAUAAGGGGGCAGAUUUUGAUACUGUGGAGGCUCCUCUUGAGGAAAGAAUGACGAAUAUGUAUGGAAAGGCAGCCGAAUUCUGGGCGGACUUGCGCCUUGAGCUCCUAUCAGCAGGUGAAAUCUCUGGAGAAGAGAAAGGUGUUUCAAAUCAAAUAUGGCGGCUAUAUUGGUCCAGUCAUCAGCGUUUCUUCAGGCAUAUGUGCAUGUCUGCGAAGGUCCCUGCUGUUGUGAAGUUGGCUAAGGAGGCUUUGGCUGAGAACAAAUGUGUGGUGAUUGGUCUUCAGAGUACUGGAGAGGCUCGAACAGAGGAAGCUGUCACAAAAUAUGGUGUUGAAAUGGAAGACUUUGUUUCUGGUCCCCGGGAGCUUCUUCUGAAGCUGGUGGAAGAAAAUUACCCUUUACCUCCAAAACCUGAUACUUUUCAGCAAGGUGAAGAAAAAGUCACGGAGAUCCAGCGUAAGCGGCAUUCUCCACAAGAUGUAUCUUUUAAAGGGCGAGUUAGGAAAGUAGCAAAAAUGGAAGAUGUGAGCGAUGAUGAUAGUGGUGACUAUUCUCCAUCUGAGUCAUCAGACCAUGAAUCAUCAGAAUCGGAUGAGGAGUUCCACAUGUGUCAAAUCUGCAACUCAGAGGAGGAGAAGAGUCUAUUGCUCAAUUGCUCUGGUUGUUCUCUACGUGUUCAUCCUAGCUGUCUGACACCACCUUGGACUGGUAUGUUGACUGAUGAUUGGUCAUGCUACUCAUGUAAGAAGAUAGAAGGCCAGGAAAUGGAGCAUGAUGCUAAUGUAGCUGAUUUUUCAAAGAGGUAUGACUCCGCAGUAGAGAGAAAGUUGAAGAUUUUGGAUGUCAUACGUUCCUUGGAUCUCCCUAAUAAUCCUCUGGAUGAUAUCAUUGAUCAGCUAGGGGGGCCUGACAAGGUCGCAGAAAUAACUGGACGACGUGGUAUGCUAAUAAGAGCUUCAGAUGGAAAAGGCGUUAUUUAUCAGGCGCGGAACGCGAAAGAAGUCUCAAUGGAGAUGAUCAAUAUGCAUGAAAAGCAGCAGUUCAUGGAUGACAAAAAACUAAUUGCAAUUAUAUCUGAAGCGGGAUCAGCUGGUGUUUCCCUACAUGCUGACAGAAGGGCAAAAAACCAGAGAAGGAGAGUACAUGUAACACUAGAACUCCCCUGGAGUGCAGACCGUGCAAUACAGCAGUUUGGGAGAACACAUCGCUCUAAUCAAACAUCUGCACCACAAUAUAGGCUUCUUUUUACAAAUCUUGGUGGUGAAAAGCGAUUUGCAUCAAUUGUGGCAAAAAGACUCGAGUCUCUUGGAGCUUUAACACAAGGCGAUCGCAGGGCUGGGCCUUCUCUAAGUGCUUUCAACUACGAUAGCACUUAUGGGAAAAAGGCGCUAACCAUGGUGUAUAGGGGAAUAAUGGAGCAGGAUUCUUUUCCAGUUGUUCCUCCGAGGUGUUCUGACAACCAGGCCAGCAUCGAAGAAUUCAUUACUGAGGCAAAGGUUGCUCUAGUAUCAGUUGGAAUUAUAAGGGAUGCCACAGUAUGCAAUGGUAAAGUUGCAGGGAAGCUUUCUGGUCGUAUUGUUGAUGCAGAUAUGCAUGACGUUGCUCGCUUCCUUAACCGCCUUCUGGGAUUGGCUCCUGACAUCCAGAAUAGGUUGUUUGAUCUCUUUAUAAGCAUACUUGAUGUUGUCCUUCACAAUGCACGAAGAGAAGGGCAGCUGGAUUCUGGAAUUGUUGAUAUUAAGGGUAAGAAUAUUGAAUUGAAAGAGCCACCAAAGACCGUUCAUGUUGAUAGCUUGUCUGGUGCUACAACAAUACUGUUUACUUUCACCAUUGAUAGGGGAGUUACCUGGGAGUCGGCAAAGGCAAUGCUUGAUGGAAGAGAGAAUGAUGGUGCUGGUUCUUCCAAUGAUGGGUUUUAUGAGUCCAAAAGGGAAUGGAUGGGGAGAAGACACUUCACUCUAGCUCUUGAAGGCUCAACUGAAGGAAUAUACAAGAUAAUUCGACCUGCUAUUGGUGAAGCAUUAAGGGAGAUGCCUUUAAGUGAACUGAAGGGCAAGUACAGGAAGGUGUCAUCAAUAGACAAAGUUAGCAAAGGUUGGCAGGAUGAAUAUGAUGUUUCAUCGAAACAGUGUAUGCAUGGAUCCAAAUGCAAAGUUGGGAGCUACUGUACAGUAGGAAGAAGGCUGCAGGAGUUUAACAUUUUGGGUGGUCUGAUACUUCCAGUGUGGGGCACAAUUGAGAAGGCCCUAGCUAAACAGGUUUAUCAAAAUCACAAAAGAAUACGUGUUGUCCGUCUAGUGACAACGAAUGACAAUCAGCGGAUUGUUGGACUAUUCAUUCCGAAUGCAGCAGUGGAGUCAGUACUAACAGGCUUGCAAUGGGUCCAAGAUAUUAAUGAUUGACAUGGAAAUAUUUUUAUUUCUGACAUUCAUAUUGGUGGUGUUGAUCACAUGGCUGAUGUUAAGAAGCAGCAGGUUUCAGAGGCUUGGUGCAUUUAAUUUUGUUCCUAGGGAGCUGCCUAGCCAAUCUGUUUAAUUUAUGGGAGUUCUUAGCUUAGUAAUUAGGCGAGUAAAUACUAGCAACAUCUGUGUGUAACAUAUGCAGUGUACCAUCAGUGUGGUCUCUUGUUUGCACUUGGUUUAUAUCUUGUAUAUUGCUAUGUAAAGCAACCAAAAGCUCAGGUAAUCUCACAAGAGGAAAGAAAAAAGCACCUCACCAAUAUGGUGUCAUAGUGUUCAUGUCCCAGGGUAUGGUGGAUAUGCAUCAACCCAGAAGCUCAUGAAAACUUUUAGAUGUUCCAUUCUGUUUC
Messenger RNA from Triticum dicoccoides, 4423 nucleotides. Its product is annotated as protein FORGETTER 1-like. NCBI's taxonomy places the organism in Eukaryota, Viridiplantae, Streptophyta, Magnoliopsida, Poales, Poaceae. The transcript has 32 exons. The record is from RefSeq and is a predicted model, not a curated record. Gene Ontology annotation, molecular function: chromatin DNA binding; histone binding. Gene Ontology annotation, cellular component: nucleus. Gene Ontology annotation, biological process: regulation of DNA-templated transcription. The coding region runs from base 105 to 4016 and encodes 1303 amino acids.